Messenger RNA from Ilyonectria robusta, 1381 nucleotides. RefSeq names its product chaperonin 10-like protein. The transcript is spliced from 4 exons. The record is from RefSeq and is a predicted model, not a curated record. The coding region runs from base 1 to 1056 and encodes 351 amino acids. Gene Ontology annotation, biological process: alcohol metabolic process. NCBI's taxonomy places the organism in Eukaryota, Fungi, Ascomycota, Sordariomycetes, Hypocreales, Nectriaceae. Gene Ontology annotation, molecular function: zinc ion binding; alcohol dehydrogenase (NADP+) activity.
AUGAGCACUGACUACACCUUUGAGGGCUGGAUGGGUGAAGACCCUUCAGCUGCAGAGGGAAACAUGGUCUGGAAGGAAUACGAACCAAAGCCAUGGGAAGAGACGGACGUUGACAUCAAAAUUACGCACUCGGGCAUCUGCGGUUCCGACAUCCACACCCUGCGAGCCGGAUGGGGCCCAACCGACUUCCCGUGCGUGGUCGGACAUGAGAUUGUCGGCAUCGCGGUCCGGGUCGGAUCCGAGGCAGAAGGGGAUAUCAAGGUUGGAGACCGGGUGGGAGUCGGAGACCGGGUGGGAGUCGGAGCCCAGACGGACUCGUGCCGAUCCCGCGACGGCCCCUGCGACGCGUGCGAGCACGACGAGGAGAACUACUGCUCAGACAUGCACCUGACAUACAACACGACGUACCGCACCGGCGGCAAGGCUUACGGGGGAUACGCCGUCUACCACCGCAGCCCGUCGCACUUUGUCAUCAAGAUCCCCGACGGCCUGAAGCCCGAGCACGCGGCACCGAUGCUCUGCGGCGGCGUCACCGUGUACUCCCCGCUCAAGGUCUUCGGCGCCGGGCCCGGGAAGCGGAUCGGCGUCGUCGGCGUGGGCGGCUUGGGCCACUUUGCCGUGCUCAUCGCCAAGGCCAUGGGCGCCGAUCGCGUGGCGCUGGCGCUCGGCGCGGACGAGUAUAUUGCAACCGAGGACGACGAGAACUGGUCCAAGAAGCACGCAAGCUCCCUCGACCUUCUCAUCUGCACCGUAUCAUCACCAAAGAUGCCCUUGCAGGAGUACUUUGACCUGCUCGCCCUCAACGGCACACUCGUGCAAGUGGGUAUCCCCGAGGAGCCCAUCCCCCUCAGCGCAUGGGCGUUGGUUCCUCAGCGCCGGCGACUGGUCGGGUCGCUCAUCGGCAGCCCAAAGGAGAUCGAAGAGCUCUUCCAGCUUGCCGCCGAAAAGCAGAUUGAGCCUUGGGUUGAGAUGCGGCCCAUGACCGACGCCAACCAGGCGAUCCUGGACAUGGAGGCGGGGAAGCCUCGGUUCCGCUACGUCUUGACCAACGAGUGAGCGACCGGAAGAUCGGUACACGGAAAAAGGAUUUUGUGUUUGCAUGGUCCGGGCUGUUCCUGGUCCUUCAAAGUCCUGGGGAAGUGAUCCUGUGGUGUUCAGCCCAUUUCUUUCCCGUAUCCGCAUCCCUCAUCACAAUUCCCAUGUAACAACAGACAAAAGUACAAUUUCGAUACGCGGUAGAGUUUGAGGGGGCUUGGAAAUAGAUGACGAUUUGAAUGACAGCAUGGGUCAGCAAUGGCGAUUAUUUCGAGAUGGCUACUGGGCAACCGAACAGGGGACUAUUAUCAUAUUAUGUAGUUUUGAAUCCCAUUAUUCUUGCAGA